Molecule: messenger RNA, 2252 nt
Organism: Lactuca virosa
Lineage: Eukaryota; Viridiplantae; Streptophyta; Magnoliopsida; Asterales; Asteraceae
Source: the annotation of a GenBank genome assembly
AUGAGCAUAGAGCCAUUUAACAAAUUGGUGAAGUUGGCGGCGAGGGCAUUUUACGAUGAUAUUACUGCAAAAGGAGAUAACCAACCGAAAUCAGGGAGGAGUGAUAAUAGGGGAAUUGCUGUUGUAGUUCUUGAUGCUCUCACGAGACGCCAAUGGGUACGCGAAGAAGAUUUAGCAAAAGAUUUGAAGUUGCAUUUAAAGCAACUUCGGAGGACUUUGCGGUUUUUUGAAGAAGAAAAACUGGUAACCAGGGAUCACAGAAAAGAGACUGCCAAGGGUGCAAAAGCCUAUAGUGCUGCAGUUGCUGCUACUGCUGAUAGUCUUACUGGAAGAGAAGGAGAAGAGAAAAUUAAACUUCACACUCACUCUUAUUGCUGUCUUGACUAUGCACAGAUACAUGAUGUGGUGAGGUAUAGAUUGCACCGGAUGAAGAAAAAAUUAAAAGACGAAUUAGACAACAAGAACACAGUCCAAGAAUAUGUAUGCCCAAAAUGUGGAAAAAGAUACAAUGCUCUGGAUGCUAUUCGGUUAAUCUCAUUUGAAGACGACUCUUUUCAUUGUGAAAGUUGUGAUACCGAAUUAGUAGCAGAAAGUGACAAAUUAGCUUCCCAACAAGAUAUUGGAGAUGGUGAUGAUAAUGCAAGAAGACGACGUCGUGAGAAAUUAAGGGAUUUGCUUCAAAAAUUGGAGGUGGAAUUGAAGCCUUUAACAGAUCAGCUUGGAAGAGUAAAAGACCUUGAAGCCCCUGAUUAUGGAACUCUUCAAGCAUGGGAAGUACGUGCAAGUGCCGUUGCACGUGCAUCUAAUAAUGAUCCUGGUGGCAACGAUGCUUCUAGAUCCGGACAGGGAGGGACACCUAUGCCGUUUCUUGGAGAGACAAAGGUUGAGGUGGCUUUUUCUGGUGCUGAAGAAAAGGGGGAUAUAAAACCUGAGAAUGCGCCUAUGAAAGUGUUGCCACCAUGGAUGAUUAAAGAGGGGAUGAAUCUUACAAAUGAACAGCGUGGGGGUGUAAAGCAAGAAGAAUCAAAAAUGGAAGGAGGAACUUCUUCUGCUUCUGGAGCUGCUGCUAUGGAUUUCAAAGAUGACAAGAAGUUGAUUAACCAAGAGGAUGAUGUCAAGAAUCUUCAGGAUGAAUAUUUCAAAGCGUAUUAUGCGGCUUUACUUCAGAGGCAAAAAGAACAAGAAGAAGGCACCAAGAAGGAACAAGAUUUGCCUGCUGCUGAUGUGGAGGCCUCAAACUCAAGAAAACGCCAACGUGAUGAUGAUGAUGACGUGGAAUGGGAAGAGACUCCAACUGCAGCAGGUGAGACUUUCAAGGUUGACUUGAAUGUGGAAGCAGCUGAGCCUUCAGGUGAUGAUGAAGAUGAUGAUGAUGAUGAUGAAUUGAUUGGGAAGAGGGUUAAGUACCUGUACUACUUACUAGAAGAAGAAAGCUUCUUCCCAGACUAGAGAUGGGGAACUCCUUCCUAAAAGCAACAAACGUCCCUCUGGUUUUUAACCCAUAUUUCUUGUUGUACCUGAUCAAGAAUUGAUUACCGAGAAUUAUGAUUAAUGUAUUACCUGAUUUGGAAUUUAGCCAAUCAGGAGGUGUGCCAGUAUUGGAGAAAUUUUUUAUGAGAAAUAACUUGUAGUUUUAAUGAAUGGUUUCAUAGAUUUUGAUGCUUUUCGAAUAACUAGUCUCUAAGCUGACAGCAUGUCGAAAUAUAGUGUUAUAUGUUGAAAUUUUCAUUAAAUGAAUAAUGUCGAUAUCAAUGAAUCGAUUCCAAAUUCAACAAUAUCUUCCUCUAAAUGGAAAAUUCAUAAAGGGAAUGUUAUAAUAGAGAAAAUGUGGUAAAGCGUCAUCAUACCCUUAAUUUGUAGUUGUCCCUUUCUUUUCUUCUUUACUUGACUGUAUCUCCACCUGAAACCUUUAUAGCUAUUAUUACUUUGUUCUGACCACAUUUUCUGAUCACGAGUUUGUCUCAUUUUUUUUCUGAUCAUAAAUUUAGUGAUUGUGAUGAUGGAUUGCGUUGGUGAUGGCAUAAUGAUGGUGAGUUCCGAUGGUGAUGUUCUGUGAGGAAUAUCGCUGUGAAGAAAAAGAUUCACGUAGAGAUACAGUACAAUUAUAUUCUCUAUGUUCCGAUGAUGGUCUGGGAGACAAAUUUAAGAGAAAGAUUGUUUCAGAAUUGUUACAAUUCAAUAAAUUUGUAUUGCUUUGAUGUAAAAAGUAUAGUCUAUUCUUUUAAGAAUGACUAAGUUUUAUUAGGUAGUCU